This is a messenger RNA of Amaranthus tricolor (Joseph's coat), 2650 nucleotides long. RefSeq names its product O-fucosyltransferase 20-like. The transcript is spliced from 7 exons. NCBI's taxonomy places the organism in Eukaryota, Viridiplantae, Streptophyta, Magnoliopsida, Caryophyllales, Amaranthaceae. The record is from RefSeq and is a predicted model, not a curated record. Gene Ontology annotation, cellular component: cytoplasm. Bases 558 to 2243 code for a protein of 561 amino acids.
AUGCAUUCCCAGGAAACCUGUAUAAGUGUAACAGCUGUUUACUCUCUGUUUCUCUAAAAAUACAGAGAGGUUUGAGAAAGUCGAUAAAAGUGCCUAAAACCUCCCACCAAACAUAUUACACUAUGACUACUUCUCCUUUCUUUUCUUAAUUCUUUUCUUCCUCCAUUUUUUUAUAUCAAUCAUUUUCUUUACCAAACUUAUCUAUAUAAUCUAUUUGUUCUUUAUUAUAUUGAUUCUUCAUCAGAAUAAUUCUCAAACCCAACUCAAAUUUUCAAUUCUUAGCCUUCCUUUUACAGUUAUUCAAUCAUUGUCAUUCUCUUAAUCUAUUAUUUGUACUUUCAUUAUAGUCAACACCCAAGUUUUUAAGGACAUAAUCACAUAAUCACCCUUUGAACAAGCUAGUUUUCUGGGUUUGAUUCAUCAUUUUGGACUGCUUUUAAAAUCAAAAGUUUCUGAUAAGUGGUUGAAGUUAUUAGGCUAAUAAGGGAUAUAUUGAUCAAAAAGAAGAAACAAGCUUAUAGGGAAAACACUAAGAGAGUUAUAGUUUGUUUGAGCAUAUGGGGAAGCCAAGGAGGCUAUCUUACAUAGCAGUACCAUCCCAAAUCAUAAACUCCCUCUCUUCGUCUUCCCUCAAUUCUCUACUCGAGUCUCCGAAGAAAUCUUCCAAGAGAGGAAAGAAGUUUGUUCUAUGCAGCAACCUGAUUAAGAGGCCAACCUUGUGUUUUUUGACACUAAUUUUCGUCGUAGGAUUUUUUGGCCUUAUAAAACUCUACUUUAACCUCAAUUUAGAGCCAUUGACACAGUUGUUCCCUACCCCAUGUAAUCAGUUAGAUACAGUUAAGUCAAACAAUGGGAUUAUGCUUGCACAAGAAGAGCAGCUCGGGCUUAACAAGAGUAUGCGCCGAUUAUCAGAAGACAAGAACAUAAAAAUGGUGAACGAGAAGGAAAAUGAAGAGGCUUCUAGCACUUUCUGGAAGCAACCGGAUAGUUUUGGGUAUAAACCGUGUCUAACAUUCAGCCAAGAAUAUAAGAAGACAAGUCCAGAUAUCCUUAAGGACAGGACUAAAUACUUGAUGGUGGUUGUAAGUGGUGGGAUGAAUCAACAACGGAAUCAGAUUGUUGAUGCUGUUGUAAUUGCUCGAAUUCUUGGAGCUGCACUUGUUGUUCCUGUUCUUCAAGUUAACAUCAUAUGGGGAGAUGAGAGUGAAUUCUCGGAUAUAUUCGAUUUAGAGCACUUUAAGAAAACGCUUGCAGAUGAUGUACGAAUUGUUUCAUCACUUCCAUCAACACACUUGAGGACCAAACCACCCGAGGAGAGUCAAACUCCCUUCGAUGCCUCCCCACGAUGGAUCCGCCAACAUUACCAUGGAAAGCUCAGAAGAUAUGGGGUUUUGCUGUUACGUGGUCUAGAUUCAAGGCUGUCGAAGGAUCUCCCAUCCGAUCUGCAGAAGCUACGCUGCAAGGUCGCCUUUCAUGCCCUCAAGUUUGCCCCCCACAUUUUACACAUCGGUAACAAGAUUGCUGAAAGGAUGAGCCACAAAGGCCCUUAUAUAGCUCUCCAUCUGCGCAUGGAGAAAGAUGUUUGGAUUAGAACUGGGUGUUCACCGGGUUUGAGUACAGAAUAUGAUGACAUGAUCGAAAAUGAAAGGAAGCAGCGGCCUAAGCUUCUUACUGCCAAGUCCAAUAUGACUUCCCAUGACCGAAAGCUUGCUGGUCUUUGCCCGUUAAAUGCACUAGAAGUUGCUCGCUUGCUUAAAGCACUUGGUGCGCCCGAAAGUGCAAGAAUAUAUUGGGCCGGAGGAGACCCUUUUGGUGGUAAAGAUGCCUUGCUUCCUCUCACUGCAGAGUUUCCUCACUUUUAUAACAAAGAAGAUCUUGCACGUCCUGGUGAAUUAGCGCCAUUCGCAAAUCGAGCUUCCUUCAUGGCAGCUAUCGAUUUUAUAGUUUGUGAGAAGAGUGAUGUAUUCUUAGCCUCCCAUGGCGGAAACAUGGGACAUGCGAUCCAGGGAUUUAGGGCUUACGCAGGGCACAAAAAGCUUAUAACACCUAAUAAAAGACACAUGUUGCCGUACUUUCUGAAUACGUCUCUACCAGAAACGGAGUUCAACAAAAUCGUAAAAGAGCUCCAUCGAGACUCUUUAGGACAACCCGAAUUCAGGACAAGCAAACCCGAUAGAGAUGUUACAAAGUAUCCUGUGCCGGAGUGCAUGUGCAAUACUUCAGACAUACAUUCUUCCGCUUAAAGACCUAGCUCGGAAACUUUAUACUCACUCAGAAACGUUCUUUCAAAAGAGCUUCAAGUGUCCGUAAAACAUUAGAGCAAGCAAAACUUGUAUAUUCGGAUAUAUAUAGUGAAGAUCUCGACAACAUUCAAGGGGAUCCACGGUGCACAAUACGCAAAGGUUUAUUCUUUUUAUUCUUUGUAAAUUCGAUAAUAUAUACAUCACGCCAUCUCUGUAUCACAUCCUAUACCUGUAGAUAUGUAUAGAUAGAACCACAAACAAGUUUUUUCAAAUGUAUUAUUUUCGUGUUGAUGAAGCGCUUGAUCGAGUUGACGAGAUCCCCUAUGUUCACCCCCCGAUGAGGAUUAGAGAAUAAAUGAAGAAAGAUUAAUAAAAAGUCUAGUUAAGCUGUGCCUUAAGUUAACCUA